This is a messenger RNA of Alternaria atra, 1860 nucleotides long. RefSeq lists its product as uncharacterized. Gene Ontology annotation, molecular function: nucleic acid binding; endonuclease activity. Gene Ontology annotation, biological process: DNA catabolic process. The coding region runs from base 1 to 1860 and encodes 619 amino acids. The record is from RefSeq and is a predicted model, not a curated record. The transcript has 4 exons. Lineage: Eukaryota; Fungi; Ascomycota; Dothideomycetes; Pleosporales; Pleosporaceae.
AUGUUGCGUAGAAAUGCUUUCAUCGGAGCUGCACUCGUUACAACGGCUGCAGCAUGGAACGUAGACGUCCAUAAUCAGAUCGGCUUCAUGGCAGAGACAUUUUUCACACCCGAAACGACUUCCGUCCUCGCAAAGAUCCUCGAACCUGAGUACAACGGCUCCGUCGGGCGCUCCGCAGCAUGGGCAGACGCGUACGCACACACUAGUGAAGGUCACUUCUCCUACCAGUGGCACUGGAUAGACACGCAUGAUCGUCAGCCUGAACACUGCAAUUUAGAUUACACACGGGACUGCGCCAAGGGUGGAUGCGUUGUUAGCGCUAUCGCAAACCAGACCAAGAUACUGCGGAAGUGUAUAAAUGAGGUGUACGCUGCAGAGUUAACUAGAGGCAUAAACCUAACAUGCUCCUAUGCACUUAAGUGGGUGGCUCAUUUCCUGGGAGACAUCCACCAGCCUCUGCAUGCGAGCGGCCGUGCUGUAGGGGGCAAUACGUUCAAGGUAGUGUUUGGUGGAGUGUCAACACAAUUACAUGCUGUCUGGGACGGAUAUCUACCAUAUUUUGCGGCAAAUGUCCAGCACCCGUUCUCGAACCAAUCGAUCGAUCCCUUCUUCUCCGGCCUUGUCACUCGUAUCCGUAAAGAUCAGUUCUACUCGGCGCCAUACAUGUGGCUAUCAUGUACAGAUCCUGCUACUCCAGAGGAGUGCGCAACGAGCUGGGCAAAGGAGAGCAACAAAUGGGAUUGCGACUACGUAUACAGUCGCGUAAGGAACGACACAGAUCUUGGAAUUGACGGAUACGCAAAUCCCAGCCGGGAAACCUCACCGAACCGCGGCUCUUCCGUUCCUCAAUCCGUCGCCAUACCUAAGCCUUGUAAACCACUCCAACAAUGGCAAGAAGAACAGAAAAUCGACCGCAAUGCGCAGAUAAAACUCACCAAACUAGUGCACAUGCGCUACCAGCAUCCCAACCUCGAUGAAAUUACCACUUUCCUGCGUGACUUUGGUAUGAGCGUAGCCCAGAAAGCAGAAGGCAAAAAAUGGUUCAAAGGAUACGGCGAAGACCAAUACGUAUACUACGCUCAACAAGGAGAGAAGAAGUUCCUAGGCGGAUGUUUCGAAGUAGAGAGCUACGCAGAGCUAGAAAAAGCCUCCAAGAUUCCUAGAGCAGGUUCUAUCGAGGAAUUGACCGACGCGCCAGGAGGCGGCCACAUGAUCACAUUGCACGACCCAGAAGGCUUCCCCAUCAACCUCAUCUACGGCCAGACCAAAAAACAACCUGGCCCCUUCCCUGAAGUCCUGACCACAAAUUACGAAAACGAAAAGCCGCGAGUCGCGCGGUUUCAACGCUUUAAAUCUGGACCUGCCGCAGUGCAUAAACUCGGCCACUACGGUCUUUGCGUACAAAAUUUCCAAGCGGAAAUGCAAUGGUACACACGUACUUUUAACAUUGUACCGACGGAUUUCCUUUACAUCAAUACCCCCGAAGGUCAACAAAAAGACGUAGCAAUCUUCGCCCACAUCGACAUUGGCCCAUCCUACACAGACCACCACACCAUUUUCCUGUCCACAAAUCCCACAUCUCACGUCCACCACUGCAGUUUCGAGGUCCACGACUUUGACACGCAGAACUUGGGUCAUGAGUGGUUGGCACAAAAGGGGUAUAAGAGCGUAUGGGGUGUGGGUAGACAUAUACUGGGUAGCCAGUUGUUUGAUUAUUGGUGGGAUACGACGGGAAACAUGAUUGAGCAUUAUGCCGAUGGCGAUCUCGUGAACGAGGAGACGCCCGUAGGCUGGGGAGAAGCGGGUGAUGAAUCGCUGGCGGUGUGGGGGCCGGAGGUUCCGAAGUGGUUCCUGGAUUGA